AUGGCCGAAGUAUUCGGCAUCGUCUCCGCCGGCGUGGGCAUCAUGGCUUUCAUAGGCCAGGUGUCUGCUACUCUUGAAAAGGUGAACGAUGCUCAUCAGUUUGUCAAGGGCAAGGCUGCUGAAGAGAUCGCGUCUUUGCAAACGCAGCUCCACCUCCUCCAGAUCAUGCUGCAGACCUUGCAACCAGGAGACGACAAUGACAUGGAUGUUCUUUUGACGGGCUAUCACUGGCAUCAGUUCAACACUAUACAAACAUCCUUGAGCAAACUCUCUACAAAGCUGCACGAAAGACUUGAGUCCUCUUCAUCGCUUCGCCGCCCAAGUUGGAGACUAGUCAGCAAUAAGGCCGAUCGACAACUGCGGGAAGAGAUAACAAGUGCAAGCCUGAAGAUUCAGGCCUUGAUUCAGGUCAUUCUUUUGCACGCUGUUGUUAGGCCCCGCCAACUUCCACCCAAGCCUGGCAUCGAAGUCCAUGAAUUGCCGCCAGUCAAGGUUCCGAUAGAAGAUCUCUGCAUCACCGAUACUAUAGCUGACAACAUGUUACUUGUUCAAUCCUCGAUCGAGCAAGCUAGGUCUGAAACAGUCAUUAUGAACAAGACUGUGGAAAAGGUUGAAACAACAUGCGAGCCCAACACUUUCACCUCGAGAACGACCAGCUUUAUUGGACAACCGCGUCGAAACGAUGUCUACACUUGCAGCAAUCCAGGGUGCUGCUGUAAAUGUCAUAUUACAGCAAAGAUCCAGAGGAGGUUCUGGGCGUUCGAAUACACACCUCUGUCAAUUUAUCUCAGCGACUGCGACGAUAACCUGUGCAACUCUCGGAGGGUGCGUCUGGGAUUUCGGGUAGCCUUUUCACAGUAUGGCAUUCCAUUUGCUGUAUCGAUUGGAUUUGAGGCCAUCUCAGAGGCAGGGAUGCGCACAUUGCAGCCUACGCUCCGGACCCAGCAGAUUGUCAAGUAUACUUCGCCGGGCUUUCAGAUAUUGUGGCUAGCGAUACAAAAUUUCGUUACUGUUGACCAAGCUAAAGAGCAACUUUCGGACUUCUUCCAACGAGAACCCACGGCGAGAAAUCACGUCGAUCCGUCGGGCAAAGGUUACCUCGAGGUACAAGUCUCUCACCAAUUGUGGUACUCGGCUCAUAUUAUUGACUUCGGCACAGGCCAUGCCUUGGUUGUCAACACAAUGCAGAUCCAGAAAACAACAGUCUGGAUCCACAGGACGCCUUGUUUGGAGGCUUGCGCAACUCCCCUAGGUCAAACUCCUCUACACCUCGCCGUCGUCGACGAUCAGAUCCUGGACCUGAUUUUGAACAGUGGACAUAAUGUUGAUGUUAUGGACAGCUUCGGCGACACCCCCCUUGCCUACGCCAUCAGGUUGGGACGGUGGUAUCCAAUAUCGCGACUGUUGACUUAUGGUGCCAGUCUUCCGAUGGGCAGCCUUGGAUCGAGUUUCUCAGAACUGAUGUCCUCCUACGGGGACAUCGAUAUUGUGUCCAGCGCCCUGGCUCUAAUUCAAAAGCUCCGUGGAGCUGAUGUCGCACAGAGUGUCAUUGGGGGAUUGGUACAUGCAGGUUUUAUUGUUAAUGAGUCACGCCGCUCUAAAAAUUACCAGGAGAUCUACGACAUGCUCAUGGGACGGUGGACAAGUUCUUCGAUCAUCAAGUAUGAGGUCAGAGGCAGAAGCAUCAUGCAUGUAGUUUCAACGGUGCAGGAAGCACGGAAUCUUGUCCAAAGAGGCUUCAACAGAUUCGAUUUGGCUAGCUCUUACGGGCACUUGGCCAUUCAUGAGCAUGCUUACCAGGACCGGGACUCUCUCGUUGAGUUCUGUAUCGAGCAUGGAUCAAACUUGGAGCACAAGGAUAAGUACGGGCUCAAUGCUUUCUCAUCCGCCUUCUCGAGACUGAGGUUUAGUUGGAAGGGCCACAAAGCUUCAUGCAUGCUUUCAUCCAGACGCAUUUUACGCGCCGGCACCAACGUCAGAAAAGGAGGCAGGUGCAAAUGCGUCUGCACAUCCGCAGAUAUCGGCUGUUCAUCUGCCGAGAAACGGAUUCAUGCGGAUAUCGUAGGGCCGCGCGAUUAUCAUUGCCCAUCGUGGAUUACCACUCUGCAAUACCAGUCUCUCCUAGGCGACUUUCAGGGCGUUCAAUCAAGUCGCACGGCAUUACUUGGUGUGAUAAGAAGACUUGAAUUCGAUGCCUUGCGCAUGACACAUGCCUGCCGAUGUUGCAGAAACGGAUCCUACCAGGUACUCAAGGACACUCACAUUGACGAAACCCCUGUUGAGCAAUCGCACCUUUUACAUCGUCUCGACAGCAGCAUGAUGAAUCUUCGUGCGAGACCUCUAUCGACUUUGCAACGCGAAUUUCUGCUUCGCUUUAAGCAAUCUCCGGCAGCUCGUUUACACAAAAGCAGCAGACGUCUCAGACCAGCGAAUUGGCAGGUAAGCAAACAAAGUCUCAUCAACGUAUUGACCUUUGCUACCAAGACUGUUAGCCUCGCCGUGAUUGGAUUGUAG
Messenger RNA from Verticillium alfalfae VaMs.102, 2514 nucleotides. RefSeq lists its product with no specific name. Gene Ontology annotation, molecular function: protein binding. Bases 1 to 2514 code for a protein of 837 amino acids. Lineage: Eukaryota; Fungi; Ascomycota; Sordariomycetes; Glomerellales; Plectosphaerellaceae. The record is from RefSeq and is a predicted model, not a curated record. The transcript is spliced from 4 exons.